Molecule: messenger RNA, 10460 nt
Organism: Bactrocera oleae (olive fruit fly)
Lineage: Eukaryota; Metazoa; Arthropoda; Insecta; Diptera; Tephritidae
Source: RefSeq, a predicted model, not a curated record
GCAGGAACACAACGAAACCAUUAACAAUACUGGCGCUAAGUGCCCACAGUGCGUAUGUGGAAUACAAGAGAGCGAAAGCGUCUAGUAGCCAACGGAGGCGAACGCUACUUCAAUCGGCCGAGAAGACUCGUAGCGUGAAGGUGCUGCUGGUGAAAUCGCGCGCGUUCACCACCAAAAAUAAGAAGAAAUGACAGGAAGAUAUUUUGUUACAUAUUUUGUUAAAAAAAUAUACAUAUUUACUACAACGGUAGCACAUUAGUGACUUGUGGCGAAGGAAGUGGCUGCAUUUAUUAAGAAAUUCGUGUGAAUAAUUACAUAAAAAGUGGAAAGUGUUGUGAAAAAAAUCUAAACAGAAAUUAUUAGUAAUUAUUUAAGAGGCUAAAGAAGUGCUGGAAAUCUUUAAGAGUUUGGUGGAAUUCACGCGGUAUGCCAAAUGAAAAAUGGCUUUUGUGAAAAUGUGGGUGAUUCGUGUAAAAUGUCGUUGCUUAAAUUGUUAAAUCAAUAUAAGCGGUGCGAAUCGGGCUGAGCUGAGCUGUACGGUGCGUGUUGUGUUGGUCGUAACUAAAUAAUAAUUCAAUUGAGGUGAAGUUGUCGCAUGCAACUUUGAGAGGGCAAAUGUGAAGCAACAAACUCGCUUUCAGCGCCUAAUUAAACUAUACACACACACAGAUGCACACAAAUGUGCAUACUGCUAGAGCAGCCCUUGUGUGCGUGAAGUUCGCGCAUUCACAAAUAAAUACAAGUAUGUGCGUUUUGUUUGGUGUGGCCGUGUGUACUAGGUCAUUGGCAGCGCCAGCGACAACUCUCAACUCUGUACGAACAUACACACAUAUUCCACUAUCCAAAAUGUAAAAAAAAGUCUAGGAAUAAUGAAAAGUGAAAAUGACCGCAAUAACACUACAUAAAGCCCCAAAAGAUUAUAAUAAUUCGCGAGACAGUGUUCAUGUCUUCAGCGAGCGGCGGGUGGGCGGCAGAUCGGACGCGCGCUCUAAAUCAGCGCACACCCAAAACAAAAAGAAAGCUCACUAAUGGCAUACACAUACAUAUACACGUGUGGGCAUAUACAUAUGCCGCAAAACAAGCAGAAGUGUCGGAAUAAUGCAGAGCAAACGCCGAGUGCUAGAAUAUAUUAAUUUGGCACAACAUGGCGUAUGAGCAACCAAAACCAAACCGACAGAAGCAUGUUGAGGCCAAAGUGAGUGUCAGCGAAAGUCAGUGUUGACUGCAGAUCAUAAAAAAGUCGCAACCCAAGCCUGAAAAGGCAUAGCGCAUGCAUGUGUUUGGAGCGAGACCGCCUGCCGUCCGCAAAAGGAUUGUGGCGUGUGCACAUCUAAUAACAUCGAAAUUAGUAAAGCCCGAAAACGACAACACAAAAGCACAUAUUUAUUGCAUAGUCGCAUUUUUUACUACGCCAUUUUUCUAUCACAUUUGUAUUACUCCACGAAUAUGUCUUUUGUUUGCCAGUUGAGCUGUUGCUUUAGCAGAAACUGCCUACAGUAAAGUCGGUCUGCGUGUUUGCAAAACUGUUGCUUAUGACCUCUAUCGAGUUUCGUGUCUUUCUAACUUGCUUUCAGUUACUCGCGCGCGUAUGCAAUGCAAAAAUAGGUUAGGACGAGCGUAAUAUAUUCUAGAGACAAUGCUUAAUGUGCAAUAAGCAGGAUCAAUCUUGUACAAAUCCAGAAGCAAUGUGAAAAAUUCGAGUUAUCGCGGUAAAAGUGGGAGUACCAUAGAAAUACAUGCCUUUAAGAACUGAACCACUAUUUGCUUUGCAAGAUGUUUACCACAUGGAGGGUUCUCCUCAUUUGCAUUCAGGUCACGCAAUGAACAAAGUGAACUCAAUACCACAAAAGGCAUUUCCAAUCUUUGUACAAAAUAUAAUACCGACAUAAAUAUUUUAAAAGUAAAUAUUUAAAUAGUUACUCUAAUAAAAAAAAAGUCAUGUGAAUCCUUCUUACAAUUUUUACUUAACGCUCUGUAGCCUUUUAUCAUAAUUGCAUUUAACUAAGAAUAAUGGCUUUGCUAAAAUUACCCAGCAUUUUUUAGUCUACCGCUUUUGAAGUAAGUUCGCUCAGCUCGUGCGGCAGAUGACCUUAAUCCGGCGUCGGCACUUUGUAUGCUCAAUGGCGCAUAACAAAUGCGGCUCAUAAAGGCACGUCUUCUGCGUCAGGCAGCCGUGGUGGCACGAAGCCUUUUUCAUUCGAAGUUUAAAUUGGAUAACAGGGAAAAGGGGUGCAGCAGACCAAAGAGAAAUUUUAAAUUAGCUGCAAUUUGAGGGUGAAGAAUUUCGCGGUGCAGAGCAGUUGAAAAGUAUGUAGUCAAGCUGAAAUUUUUGUAUAAGAGAGCGUUAUGCGUUGAAGACUCAAACUUACAAAAGCUAACUUCAUGAAAAAAUUGUAACCUUUUAAGCUUAGUGUUUGUUGACUUUGAUUUUUUGUGUUUUGUCCAUGCAUUUUUCAACUUAGAAGUAGUGCACCCGAAAUUCAGCUAUGUGUUAGUGCAUAAGCUGAUUAGUACACAUCAGUUACUACACGUGCACCACGAAAUCCACUGUCGAAAUUUGCACAGUCUCUAAAUCGUAGAAUCCGAUUACUCAUUACUCAGGGUUUGGUUAGAUUAACUGCUUCCUUAAGGGCAGGCACUCUUGCUAGAAAGACGCUGAGCUAAUGUGGAUGGCUAGUUACCUUUUCAGUAAGUUGAAAAAGUUAUAAAACUAGGUGCCUGUUCAUUAGAACGAAAAAUAUGGUCACGAGCUUCAGGCUUCUUUAAAAUGAUUUCUAAUACAAUUCCUGGCGAGAGAAGCUCGCAAGUAUUCUCAUUUCCAAUUGUUUUUGAGCGAAUUGUGGGCAUCGGUGCAGGACUAGGCCCUAAUUUAUUCGGUUCAUACUGGUACGCUAGCCAGCCAAUGCGCUAAUGGCAUACAAAAAUACUCAGCCGACUAUGAUGCAGGCGGCACGCCACCAGUUGUUAACCACAUCAUUAAAGCGCAUAAUGAUCAAAUGAGCUAGGAAAAUUAGUUAAACAAGCAUCAUUGCUGUCUGCCCUCAACAUACGGCAGCCAGUACAAAUGAAAAAACCAAACACUAAUACAUACGCACAUACCAGCAAAUUAGCGCACUCACACUCCAAACCAUACACCCACACGUCGCAAAUAUCAAGUGUUCGUAAUCAGGCGCUUGAAUAAAACGCGUCGAAACGCGCGCCACACAUAUGCAACGUGGUUUUGUGCGGCAUGUUGCAAGCUAUAGCAAUUUAAUGAUGUGGCGCCAUGAUACUUGGUGAGCUUUUCCUUUCCACAAUUGCCGUUGUUUGCAAAUAUGCCACGUCGCACUCACUUACUUACCACAAUAAUCGUUACACUGCCAUUGCCAUCGCGCAUCUCGUGCUUAUCAUAGGCGCGCGUAAGAAAUUAACCACGUUGCACGUUGGAAAGGUUUUAUGAAAGCUACGCAUUUAUGUAGUUGCUCUCACGUGAAGGUGAAAGUGUCCUUUGUGCGUAAUGAGUUUGUUGCGGCGCGACAAACACCGAUCAACAAAGCCACUCAGCCAGCCAGCUCGUGCACCGCCGUUGUGUAAUUGCGUAACUCAAUAACACCAACGAAGAGUAUCGUUGACUAUCAAUUUGUGCCUUUUUCGUAGCAGUCGCACUCGAGGUAAUGUCAUUUACCGCAACGUUCGGAGCAAGAUCCUCCAAAGAUGUCAACGCGAACAUUUGUGCAAACGAGUUAAAGUGUCGCAAUUUGUUGUUGGCCCAUUAUAAGUACUUAUAAAAAAGCGCAGUGUCGCGAACGGCACCUCGUACGGUACUCGUAACGUAAUUUAAAAGUUAUUGUGGCCGGCGCCCGUUGUCCCAGUUCAGUUAGCGAGGCAAGGCAAUUGACGCCACCAACGCUUGUCGGUACUCAUUGUUGUGGUUACUAUGCACGUUACACAUACUGCAAGGGAUGGGUGUCAAACUUUAAGCAACAACAGCAGCAACGACAGCGACAACACGCGCAAAAAUAGCGCGAACAAUCAUUUAAGCAGUCAACUGAAAAAUAACAACGAUAGUUGUUGUAAAAAUAGCAACACAAACGACAUUAAUAAACGUUGCAACACGACGAGUGACGGCUGCAAUACACAACAUCCGGCGGGCAUUCUUCGCCACAGCUGCCACAUACACAAUCGCCCGCGGAACGACAAUCACCCACACUUUGCGAUUGAUAACCUAGAAAAGCAUCGAUUUUUCGACGUUGACGUCGAGGCUGUACACAGUAACGGCAUUUGACGCACCCGACAAGUAAUAGACAGUUACCAGAGUCGAGAUAGCGUAAUCGACGGUAUAACCAGGAGUAGCGGCGAGGCAAAAGUGCUGUUAAAUAAGUGUGAACUACAGCAGCAACAAGAAAAUUGUGUAAUAGCAGAUUCGCAAAGGUCGCCACUCUUAACACCCAUAUCGCCCGUGCACCUCUCGUCCUGUUUCUCUUCCACUUCCCAUAGUUCCCCUUCGACGUCUUGCAGCCAAUGCACUAUCGUCUUUAAGGCACUGCCACCUCCGCCGUUGUCAGCAUCGACGCAAUCCGUAGCCUUAGGACGUACGUCGUCGCCCCCGCCAGUACCACCCAUUCGUUCAUCGUCGCUGUCACAGUGUUGUUCGUCGCCAACACAGUGGCAACCAUAUCCGCGCAAUUUCUCACUGACGCUGGCAGUGUCGCCAGUCGCAAGUCAUGUUAGCUGCAACAGCAGUUGCCCACGGCUCGCAACGACAUCAACAGGAACAACAAAGGCGUCCACGUAUAAGAGGGCGCCGUCGUUGUUCUACAUCAAGCAAGCAGGCACCAAUAGAACUUGCAGGUUCUGCGACAAAACCGACGAGUACGACGACCAAGACGAAGUUAACAGUCCUAAUAACGGCAUAAUGGUCUUAAGUACAGAAUGGUCUCAGGUGGAAGUUAUCGAUCUGAUAAAUGAUGGUAAUGGCUUGGGCUUCAUAUUGGUCGGUGGACGCAGCACUGGUGUUGUAAUAAAGGCGUUGACGCCGGGCGGCAUUGCGGAACGUGAUGGUCGUUUGCAAUGUGGUGAUCAUUUGUUGCAAAUUGGCGAUGUGAACUUGCGUGGCUUCAGUUCCGAGCAAGUAGCAACGGUUCUUCGUCAGACUGGAGCUCAGGUUCGACUGAUUGUUGCGAGGCCGGUGGAGCCGACAGCCAUCGAUUUACAAACGUUGGCCAGUCAUGCGCCAAUUAUUCCAACUAAGCUCCUCUCCGACCCAGAAGAACUGUCACGACAUCUCUUUCAAAAUCCCAGUUUUGCUACUAGUGCUACAGGCGUUGGAGUUGGCGGCGGCAGCGGCAUGGGCGGCAGCUGCUUCCUGCCAACGCCGGACACUGAACUAGCCGAUUUGCCACUGCCACCCAUACCAACUGAUUUACCAUUAUCUGCAACCGCAGCGGCGCGCGCAUGUCCCAAGGACUUGGACAUCGUACCAUUCUCGAUUGUAUCACCGUCACCGCCACCCCUUUUGUCUCUACCAUCCCCGCCAACCACAAUAGCAACGACACUCGGCACAACGGAUACAUUGAGCUCACUACACCAGCAGCAAUUUGACAUCACCACCACCAAUACAACCAACACCAUCAUAAAUUACUCAAAAACCACUCAAUUGGAACAAAUUGAGACUGUGAUAGCUGGCGUAGAUGCCGGCACCUCAACGAAUGCACCGGAUGCAGCGCAUAUUGAUGCCGAUCGCUGCUCCACGGCGUCAUCGAAUUACAUCGAUUCACCCGAAACAGAAACGUAUGAGGUAGAGUUGCAUAAGAAUGUCUACGGUCUUGGGAUAACUGUAGCCGGCUAUGUUUGUGAAGAAGAGGACCUUUCGGGUAUAUUUGUGAAAAGUAUCAUAGAAGGCAGUGCCGCAGAGGUGAGUGAGCGCAUUCAAAUCAACGAUCGUAUCGUUGCUGUAGACGGCCGUUCACUUGCGGGCGUUACCAACCACCAAGCGGUGGAGAUACUCCGGAAUACUGACAUCGAAGUCCAUUUGACACUGGAACGCUUCUUGCGUGGACGCAAGUAUGAACAUUUGCAAAAUGCACUCACGGAAUUGAAAGGAGACACGCAAUCACAAAGUUCACUGCCUGCAUCACCUUCGAUAGCAACACUUUCUUGGCUGCCACCACGUUCCGAUGCCGAUUCUGUGGCCACUGAAGGCGGUAUUGUUAUGCUGGAGUUUUCUGACUUCCCAUCACGCGAAACUGUUGACUCUAAUAUGUCAUACAUGCUCGAUCGCAGCGAUCAUAGCGGCAUUAGCAGUGCCAAGCGGCAAAAGACGCCAACAACGCCUACGGCGAAACACAUAGCCAACGGCAAAGCAACGCAUAUCAAUGGAAGCAAUGACAUUGAUAGUGAUGAUCACGACUCAGCAACGCUGGCGCUUCAAAUGCAGUCGACAGAAUGGCAGGCGCCUACAAUAUCGGAGCCACCGGUAAAACAGCCAAAUGAUGGUCAUAAGAAAUCUGUAAGCUCCGUGACUGCAACAACUGCAGCGGCGCCGGCAACAAAAACGGCGGUGACGGUGACAACAACAUUAACAGUGCCUGCGGUGGCAGCAACCACAACGAUAACGGCAACAACGUUAGCCGCCAAGCCCGCCGCUUCAACCUUAGCCCCGCCCAAUGUGGAGACGCUGAAGCUGACCUGGAAAAGUGAGUUUCCUGAAAGUGAAAUUAUUGUAGCCGAAAUAAAUAAACUUUCAGGUCUAGGAAUCAGCCUGGAGGGCACCGUGGAUGUUGAAUGCGGCAUUGAAAAGCGUCCACAUCAUUAUAUACGCUCUAUCCUGGAAGAUGGGCCUGUGGGGCGACAAGGCAUACUCAAACCGGGUGACGAGCUACUGCAAGUGAACGAAUAUAAAUUGCAAGGCCUUAAGCAUACUGACGUAGUUAAGAUACUGAAAGAACUGCCAACACACGUGAAGCUGAUAUGUGCGCGAGGUCCCACCGCACCAUCCGUAAUAAACACAUCGCAAAAUCCAGAGGCUUUCGAAACGCGCUCUCUACUACCAGGUGGCCAUCAGAGCCUGCAAAAUCUGCUGACCAAAGCACAAUCGGAGAGUUCCCUAUACACAUCAAGCACUGCCACGCUGACCGACCAGCAACGUUCCAAAUCAUUGGAGAAUGUUUCGGGUUUGGCGCUUUGGAGCAGUGACGUCACUACCAUCGAAAUCGAGAAAUCCGAACAAGGUUUCGGUUUCUCUAUACUUGACUACCAAGAUCCGAUGGAUGCCGAAGGUACUGUAAUUGUGAUACGAGGUCUUAUACGUGGUGGCGCAGCAGAAGCGACCAACGAGAUAUUUCCCGGAGAUCGAUUGGUCAGCGUCGGCGAACACACACUGCACGGACUCGAUUUGGACGAGGCAGUGGCGAUACUCAAAGGCAUGCCAGUGGGAAAAACCAAAUUGGGCAUUUGCAGACCCCUCUCAACAUCGGACAGCAAUAUAGCGUCGCCAGCGGAGGAGGCCGACUCGCCAAGCACAUAGUUUUUAAGGAACUUUUACUAUUUCAUCGCAUUUUCGCAAAUUUAAGUCACGACGCUGCCAAGCGCCCGGAUGAGUUCACUUCACAUCGCGAUUAUACGAACGAAGGCAUCUCAUAUUCAAGUGGCAGUGUGCAAAGUGUAGUGCAAUGGGAUGUGGUUGGAGGUGGCGUAAUGGGUUGUUGCUACUGCUGCCGCUGCUGACGAACGACGCACAUCUCUGAAGUGCUGUAAAUAUUUUGUUAGCCCAAGAAAUUACUUAACAAAAUUAGUCUGUAUAUAUUUGUAAGAAUUAGUGCUAAGUAAUUAGUUGUUAGCAAACAAAAAUAAGAAAAAUUCUAAUAAAUAUGUUAUAAGUACGCGAUAGGACGACAUAAACCAUAUAUCAGCUGUCGAAAAAUGAGCGGGGUUGACAUCGCAAGCAAUGAGUUAAUCAAAACAUUUCGAGCUCUACAGAAAUAAACACUUUUAUUGAUACAUUUAGAAGAAAAACUGAAAUGUCACAUCUUUAAACCUUUCAAAACACCAUAUUCCUUUAUUCUUUUGAUCAGUUUCAACAUUUCUCAGCAUAACCGCCUUACACAUGCAAAAUGUUUAUUAUAAGUAUUACUUUUCUUCAGAUUGUACAUGUUGAAGAGCAAUUUAGAACUAUAAAUCAAAUUGAAGUAUUUACUUUCAUCUUCUCCUCGAUAAUGAAUUCGACACACUGAGCCACUUGAUCUUUCCAACGUUGAGAAAUUCUUCCUAUUCUUUAAGAAUCAAAACUUUCAAAACUGAAAAAUUUACAUCCAUUGGAAUUACAUAUCUUAGCCAUCCAAAAUUUCCCAAAAUCUUUCACUGUAACGUUCCAAAAGCCAUCUUAUUGGAUAUUAUUCUUUUUCACGUUUCUGAGUAUUAUGUUAGGAGAAGAUGAGAGUUUUAUAUCUUAACAGAUUAACCAGUCUAAUAUAGCAAGUUCGUUGAAUUUCAAAUCUACUGACUGCUAGGUUAGACGAAAUUGUUUACAUCUUCAAAGACCAUUUACAUCUUCUGCCAUUUACCACCACACCUAACAGUAUUCGUCGUCAAAGGUACUCACCUAAAUGGAAGGUUAUAUUUAAAUGUUUUAGUUCUGGGACUAAAAUAAUCGAUCCUGUUAUAAAAGACCUGGCUCAGUCAAAAUCCAGUUCUACUAUAAACUCAUACUAACAAAGGCACUUCGCUGUCACUGUCACAGAACAAACUUUUAGAAACAUAAUUUCUAUUGGUUUAAAACUGAUAAAGAGCAGUUUCAUACCAUCUCAUCAUAUAUUUGCAUGUACCUCUUUCAUAUUUUCGGACAAAAUCACGAACUGAUUCGGUUCUCGUAUGAGAACAAAUACUUAUUUGAAAUAAUGUUUCAUCUUUUGUUUUCAUAUUUGGACAUGUACAUAGAUCGGCGAAGGAGCGGUUAGUUACUAAAGCUUUUGUUAUACUUAGACUUUAGAAAAGAAAUAUUUAGCUACUAGUAGAACACCUCAACGGACUCUUACAGGUAAACUAAUCCCAUUAGAGCUACAUUAAGGCUACGUAAAAUUCUUAAACAAACUCAAACCUUCGUAGAAGCAAACUAAGAGAAAUCCCGUUAUUAAUUUCUCUACCUCAGCUAUAUGUUCUACCAUGUAUUUUCAGCGCUCGAUUCUUCUUCCUAUUUCCAAACUAAUUUACCGUGCCAAGUUAACUUUAAUUCAAACCUUUGCUAAAUACAAUUCUAAGUGACCGAAAUAAUUUAUGAAAUGCUAAUUACAGAACACUCCUACAUACAUAUCUAUGCAUAUCAAAGCAUAGGAUUGCAGAUCUAACAUAAUAUAUCUUACACAUAAUUGUAAAUAAUUGUUGUUGAAUUUUAUAAACUUACAAUAAUUAUUUGCAUUGCUAUUUUUAUCAUCAAAGAAAACUAAAAAUGAAACUAAAUUUACACACAAAAUUUAGAAAAUUUUCUAGCAACACUACAUACUCACCCAUGUACAUUAUAGUCUAACUAAUUGCAUUGCCUUGUAGAUAACAACUGAGCAGAAGUAUUCGACUGUAAUAUAGACCAAAUUGUAUCAAGCUAGCAGCUAUCAAUUACUAAAGAGUCUAGGUAUAUAUACAUAUAUUGUAUAUCUAAAAGUUAAUAAAAACAAAAUAUAAGAAAACAGCGAUGAUUUGCAAAUAGCGAAAUUGAAGCGGAAAUGCCUAGCGUAAUUUAAUCAUUGCUACAAUACAAAAAAUCAAUGCAAUACAUUAGCAAUUAAUUACUCGUAGAUAAAUAAAUGGGGAGCACAAACAAAUACAGUGUAAAAGGCACAAACAAAGAAAACUUAUGAUUAACUGUUAAUAUAUGUACAUAUGCGAUCAUAUGUAACCAAGACGAGAAGAUUAAGAUUAAAUGGAGUCGAUAAGCUCAUUUCACGAAAAAAAGGAAAUAAAAGUAAAAAUACAAAAAUUAAAAUUAAAAAAAUUAAAUGAACGAGUACACAGCUAAAUCACUUUGCAUGCAUCAUACACGAACUUAGAUUAUUCAUUCUUCUCCUCCAUAACUCCUAUUAGAAACAUUUGAAAAUAAUUCACUCUGAAAACAUUGCAUGAAAAUAACGGUAGCUUUAGCGAAAAUUAAAAAAAAAAAAAGUUAAGGAAAUCGAUUAUGCUGGCAAGUAAAAGUAAUAAAUCUAUCUGAAAACACAACUGAGUUGCAAGAGAAGCUUAAUAGUGAUACUAAUUUUAGAAUGUCUAAAGUUUAUUAAAAGAAAACUUAUUUAUAAAAUAAAAAUAGUUAAAUAAUGCGAAAAUAACACACUUGUUUAGUAUGGCUUAAUAAGUGAUUCAAAUGCGUUUCAGCGCUCACACACACACUCGCAUAAUCGUGAAAACUCACAUAUUCACACACGCGUAUAAAAAUUAGCUUACAUUUAGCCUAUGAAUGAACUAAUUCAAAUAAAUAGUGAUUGGUAAAAUGAAAA